This is a messenger RNA of Porites evermanni, 453 nucleotides long. The record is from the annotation of a GenBank genome assembly. NCBI's taxonomy places the organism in Eukaryota, Metazoa, Cnidaria, Anthozoa, Scleractinia, Poritidae.
CAGAAGGAUGGUGGUGGAAGUAUUGUACCCCUCUUCCAUGACGGAAAUAUUAAGAUGCCGUUAUAUGAAAGAACUGGUCGCCCCUUCUGUAUUACGGAUGUGGUAAAAGCGGUCUGGAGAUCUCAAAAUGAGCCUGAAAUUCUUUGUAAACAACAUCCCAUGAGGGUUACAUACAAUGGCGUGUUCUUGAUCGAUUUGAAGCAUGUUCCUCUAAAAGAUCUUGUGGCAGAUGGAAAUGGUGUCUUUACCAAUACAGGACAACCAACACACACGAUCAAGAUUUCUAGUAAUGAAGAUGAGGGUGAAAGUGAAGAUGAGGUCGAAAAAUCUCCUCAAGUAACAGUCCUCGCAAGAGCUAAAUGUCCGCUGAAAAGUAGCUCGGAGUUCCUACUACAGCGAUACUAUUAUCGCCACUCAAAGAAGACGACCUUUCAUAGGAGGAUUUAUGUGUUA